AUGGAUAUAGAUAAAAACGCUGAUAUGCCUGACACUUCCUCAUUGACUUCCAAGGGCAAGGUCAAGGAAGACGUUUCUUUGACUACUAAUGCGUCAACCAAGACUCCAGAGACUGUAACCGCCGCAUCUACGACAACGGCCAAACCACCAGCUCCCUUAACAAGAAGAGAAGAGGAAUUUAUACGAAAAGACAGAAACUUGGCCGAGUUUUUGUUAUUGUUGGAUGAUCUCGAACCGCUUAUACCUGAUUCUGUAACAGACUAUUAUCUGGCGAGGUCAGGUUUUGCAUCUGACGAUAUCAGAAUUAAACGUUUAAUGUCACUGGCGGCUCAAAAAUUCAUAGCAGAUAUUGUUACAGAUGCCUUCCAAUACUGUAAAAUACGACAACAGAACAAAAAGAACAUAACCAAGCGCAACAAGACAGUCUUAAAUCUUGAGGAAUUAGCAGCAGCAUUAUCGGAAUACGGUAUCAACAUUAAAAAGCCGGAUUAUUAUCGCGCUUAA
Molecule: messenger RNA, 504 nt
Organism: Paraglomus brasilianum
Lineage: Eukaryota; Fungi; Glomeromycota; Glomeromycetes; Paraglomerales; Paraglomeraceae
Source: the annotation of a GenBank genome assembly